AAAAUGCACUUAAUAUCAGAUAUAUUUUUUAUAAAUACUUAUAGAUAGUAUUAUACAUUCGCCACUUAAACUUAGCAACAACAAUAUGUAAAUGAAGUUAAAGCGGAUGAAAAAGCUCAUUACACGGAACAAAACGGAUCUUCUUCAACGCCAUGAAUAUUAACAUAUUUGUUCAUGAAAUGCCAAAAGUUGAACUACAUGCUCAUCUCAACGGAUCGUUGAGUGUAAACACCAUACAAGAAUUGGGUGCAAAACUCUAUGGUUCGAAGAGCGAGGAAUUCACACAUCUUAGCGAACAACUUACAAACUUCGAUAAUGUCGAUCUCGGAGGCUGCUUUGAAAAAUUUGAUUUUAUGCAUAAAUUGACCUCAACUCGAAGGGGCUUGCACUUGGCCACUAUAUUAGCAAUACGUGAUUUUGCCAAAGAUAAUGUGGCUUAUUUGGAACUACGUACGACUCCAAAAAAUACUGAAGAAAUGUCUAAAAAGGAUUAUUUAGAAUGCGUUUUAGAGGGAAUAGUGCGUGGUAAAGAACUUCACAACAUCCUCGUAACGCUGCUUAUUUCUAUUGAUAGGUCUCAAAGCGUAGCUGAAGCAGAGGAAACCAUCAAUAUCAUACCGAAAUUUAGAAGCAGAUAUAAUAACAUUAUCGCAGGUAUCGACUUUAGCGGCAAUCCAAACAAGGGAAAUUUUUCUGACUUCAAGCCAGUUUUAGAGAAGGCAAGAGAAGAUAAUUUAAAAUUAUCCGUCCACUGUGCAGAAAUACACAAUCCUUCAGAAGUUGAUGAAAUGAUCGAAUUCGGUAUGGAUCGUUGUGGGCAUGGUACAUUUCUUACUGACCAACAACUACACAAAUUGGGAAAACAAAAAGUAGCUAUUGAAUGUUGUUUGACAAGUAAUGUCAAGUGUUCCACCGUAGCCAAAUAUUCUGAACACCAUUUUAGAAACAUCUUUACAUCUGAGAGCGCUCCAGUGGUACUUUGCACAGAUGAUUGCGGGAUAUUCAAUACAACUUUAUCAAAUGAAUUUUUGAUGGCAAAAAAAUACUUUGCUUUAAGUAAACCAGAUAUGAUGAAACUUUCGCUGACUGCUGUUGAUCACGCAUUCGUCAGUGAAAAUGUUAAACGGGACUUACGACGAAUAAUAGAACGUUACUUUGAUUCUGAGUGCUUACGUCUUCCCUGUUAAUGAAAUUAAAAAUAAAGAUGUUGUGAUUUAAAGUAUUUUAAAAAAUAUUUUUGUUAAUUAAUUUUGUACUUAAUAAAUACGUGAGAAUAAUCAAA
Messenger RNA from Ceratitis capitata (Mediterranean fruit fly), 1282 nucleotides. RefSeq names its product adenosine deaminase-like protein (gene Ada). NCBI's taxonomy places the organism in Eukaryota, Metazoa, Arthropoda, Insecta, Diptera, Tephritidae. The record is from RefSeq and is a predicted model, not a curated record. Gene Ontology annotation, molecular function: adenosine deaminase activity. Gene Ontology annotation, biological process: adenosine catabolic process; inosine biosynthetic process. Bases 153 to 1187 code for a protein of 344 amino acids. The transcript has 2 exons.